Molecule: messenger RNA, 1833 nt
Organism: Australozyma saopauloensis
Lineage: Eukaryota; Fungi; Ascomycota; Pichiomycetes; Serinales; Metschnikowiaceae
Exons: 1
Coding region: 1-1833 (610 amino acids)
Biological process (GO): mRNA cis splicing, via spliceosome
Cellular component (GO): U1 snRNP; U2-type prespliceosome
Molecular function (GO): protein binding; RNA binding
Source: RefSeq, a predicted model, not a curated record
AUGACAUGGCAGGAGGUGAAAGAUGACCAGGGCAGAGUCUACUACUAUAACAGCGAGACUCAGGAAACAUCAUGGGAGAAUCCAGAAGCUGCAGCGGCACUGGGAUGGACGACUUAUACCACAGAUGAUGGAAAAGAAUACUACUACAAUAACUCCACGGGAGAAACGACUUGGGACAAGCCGGAGGAGCUUGCGGCUCAAUCUGAGGAUAAAACAGAGGAUUCUGGAAAAGCAUCUAAAAAUGGUGAGGAUUCUGUUGUGCAAGAGAUAGAUCAGAAGCCAGAUUCGUUAACAGAAGAGGAACAGAAAUUGGCACUGGAAGCAGUGGUUGUCAGCAAGCUCAGUGAUAGUGUGUUGCGAACCCCUCCAUCGGAAGCGCAUGAAAAUUUCAACAAGAUGCUCGAGGAUGGAGGUGUAGACUCUACUUGGUCUUUCGAUCGAGUCAUGAGAGACUUUGUCUCGCGGCCCGAAUACUGGGGGCUCAAAAGCGCCAUUGAACGUAGAAACACGUUCGAGGAAUUCUUGGUGAACAAGCUUAAGGUACAGUCACUGAACAAGACCGAGCUUCUAGAGUCUUUCCGGAAGAAUUUCUUGGACGUAUUGCAGGGCUACCAUGAGAAGGGCUAUAUCCAGCCUCAUACGCGUUGGAUCUCCAUUAGAAGUCGUUUGAUUGAGGAGGAAAAUCCCAUUUUCAAAAACUCCGUGGUUCCUGACUCUAAGAUCGAGCAAAUAUACCUUGGCUUCACCAACGAGCUCUUGGCACAGAAAACCACCGAGGAUAACAAGCUCAAGGACCAGGCUCUUGCGGAAUUGGAAUCUUACCUAUUGCAAAUCACUGCGGGCUCAAAAAAGUACGCUACCUCAUGGCUGAGCCUUGAUGCAACCCUACAAACUGACCCAAGAUUUAAAGCCAAUAAGCACUUCAAAAUAUUGACUAAAGUCGAUAUCGUUCUGCUAUAUACUGAGAAGGUGUACCCUAAAAUCGUGAAGAACAUUAGUGAUGAUCUUGCUUCAAUAGAGAAGGUCAACUAUCGAUCCGAUCGCAAAGCUCGUCAAGCUUUCAAACAGAUUCUUCAAAGUAAAGCUAUCCAAGCAAACUCUUCAUUCAUGGACCUAAAUAUCGAGGACGAAGACGCAUUUAUCGAGAUUUGUGGCAGAAAAGGAUCCUCUCCUUUGCAGCUCUUCUGGGAUAUAGUCGAGGAGAAAAAGCAGCUAUUAAGAGUCAAGAAGGAUUUGAUUGAACAUAGUCUCUCUUCUCUGAAUGAAGAAGGCCUAUUCGAGAAGGCAAUGAAUUCUUUCGAUAACUUCAUUAAUUCCUUAAAAUCACUUAAAGAUGAGAGUCUAUCAGUUUUUGACUUCGAAGACGAAUCAACGUUCGAUGAAUUGAAAGCUCUCUAUGAUACUAUAAAGAGCGAUAAAGAAGCUCAGAAACAGAAGACAAUCUUGCGGAUCAAGCAUGAGCUCGAGGACCACGCAAACGCGUUGUCCACAUGGAUUGUUAGGAACCAGACUCUAUUGAAGCCAAUAUCGGGCCAUAGUGACAGAGAAAAUAAAGAUGCGGAGAAGGAUAAUAUUCAAUUGGAUGAAUGGAAAAUCGCUUUGGAAGAAGCAGCACCCUACAAAGCCUUGCACAAGUUGAUACAAGAACAAUGCGAGCUCACUGAAGAAGAGACAGAUACAAAAGAGCGCGAAAUUUUACAGAGUAGUAUCAAAAGUGCUCUAGAGAAUUUGGAUGUUACUGCAAAGCACAGACAAAUGCCCGAAACUCAGAAACCAGAAGCAAAAAGAGCUAGAACAGACUCUGAGAAAAAGCCUGUUCUCAUGAAUUAUUAA